Messenger RNA from Dromaius novaehollandiae (emu), 2205 nucleotides. RefSeq names its product lysophosphatidic acid receptor 4 (gene LPAR4). Gene Ontology annotation, biological process: phospholipase C-activating G protein-coupled receptor signaling pathway; positive regulation of Rho protein signal transduction. Gene Ontology annotation, molecular function: lysophosphatidic acid receptor activity. Gene Ontology annotation, cellular component: plasma membrane. NCBI's taxonomy places the organism in Eukaryota, Metazoa, Chordata, Aves, Casuariiformes, Dromaiidae. The record is from RefSeq and is a predicted model, not a curated record. Bases 665 to 1711 code for a protein of 348 amino acids. The transcript has 2 exons.
CACCUUCACCGUUUCCAGCUCGGAUCCACCCUCGCGUUUUGCAGCCUGAACCCGGAGCCGCGGAGGACGAGGUCUCGCGGCCCGGAGCCGGGCUGUUACGUGAGAUGUUCAGGAAGUUAUUUGAGUCGCCUGGAUAAAAGCCCGCGGCAGCUGGGCGCGAGGCAGGAGCGAGACAGAGCGGGGCUGUAUCACCCAGCAGCCCCAGGAACCGCGUUAGCUGCAGCCGCACAAUGAGUUGUUUACUGGCCUCGGCUGCCUGCGGGAGCUGCCAAAAAGAGCGGAGGAAAAGGAGCAGCGGACACAACGCGGGCGAGGCGCGCUAGCCGGGAGGCUGGGCUUUAACGGCGGCUCCGGCUUGCAACCCCAUGGAGCUGGAGACGGCCGGGGAAGAAAGGAGAGGGCAGCGAGCGCUCGGCUCCGCCAGCGAGCCGAGGUGAAUCCACCGCUCCCCGCGUUGCCCUUCCCCGCGGCCGGGAGAUCCUCUUCCCCCGCUGAUGGGCCGGUAUCGAAGGACGAAAGGACUCGUGACAAACUCAUGGUAGCAAGGCGUCAAGCGACCUUCCUGGGAUGUGCUUCUUCAGGAGGAAGAGAGAUCACUACCUUAUUUUAUGGAUGUCACUGAAAUAGACUUUGAGGCUCUUCGGAAGCCCAUCACAAACCUGGCAUGGGAAACCACAGCAACAAUCAUACCUGCUUGACAGAUGAUUCCUUUAAGUACAACUUGUACGGAGCUGUGUACAGCGUGGUCUUCAUCCUCGGUUUGAUUACUAACUGUGCCUCCCUCUUCGUUUUCUGCUGCCGGAUGAAAAUGCGAAGCGAAACAGCCAUUUUCAUGACAAACCUGGCUGUUUCAGACUUGCUGUUUGUGUUCACCUUGCCUUUUAAAAUUUUUUAUAAUUUCAACAGGCAUUGGCCUUUUGGAGACAGCCUCUGCAAGAUUUCCGGUACAGCAUUUCUCACUAACAUCUACGGCAGCAUGCUGUUCCUCACCUGCAUCAGCGUCGACCGUUUCCUUGCUAUCGUCUAUCCAUUCCGAUCUCGUACCAUCAGGACGAGGAGAAAUUCAGCCAUAGUAUGUGCUGGUGUUUGGAUACUGGUCCUCAGUGGCGGGAUUUCAGCUUCACUGUUCUCUACAACCAACGUCUCUAACACCAGCACAACCUGUUUUGAAGGUUUUUCCAAACGUAUCUGGAAAACCUACUUGUCUAAGAUCACUAUAUUUAUUGAAGUGGUAGGAUUCAUAAUUCCUUUGCUACUCAACCUUACAUGCUCCUCUUUAGUACUCAGGACUCUUCGGAAACCUGCCACCUUGUCUCAGAUUGGGACAAACAAAGAGAAAGUACUGAAAAUGAUCAUUGUGCACGUGGCCAUUUUUGUUGUGUGCUUUGUGCCUUACAAUUCCAUACUCUUCUUGUACGCGCUCGUGCGGUCCCAAGCAAUAGCAAACUGCUCCUUGGAGCGAUUUGCCAGGACAAUGUACCCAAUCACCUUGUGCAUCGCUACAAUGAACUGCUGCUUUGACCCGUUCAUCUAUUACUUCACAUCAGAAUCCUUCCAGAAGUCUUUCAACAUAAAAACCCAGAUAAAAAUGGAUUCUCUUUUCAAGACUGAAACACCUCUCACAAAGACUGCACUACCAGCACCACAGGAUGAAAUAAGUGACCAGGCUAUUACGAAUGGGGGAGAUCCAACAUCUGAAUCACAUUUCUAGUGACAUGUUUACACAUGCAGUUAUCUCCCAUUCAUUUCUUCAUUAACACGACGUGCAAAACAGUUGUUUCAGAACAUAGGUUCACACCUGGUGCUACUGAAGAAAAGUUAAUGGGGGAUAACUACACAGGUGGGCAAACGCUCACACUGGGAUUGCUCCAUCAGCUGCAACAGGCAUCUCCACUUGAGAACAUGAGAUAUAAUGAUCCAGAUGGAUCUCUUCGGAGAUUAUGGAUGGGUGACAACACACACACCAGCUAAGGAGGGAAUGGAUCAGAUUCUUUAAUCACAAGAUGCCAACAUUUGGCAUUUCUUCCCCCCAGCAUUUGACAUGGGACCAGCUGGGAAAUAUAAAAUUUAAUUUUCUUAGAGAUAUCUGCCAAUAUUUCAUGUCUUCUGGAGAUGAAUCUUCAUAUGUUAACUCAAUAACUUCACACAAUAUGUAUGUUUGCUUAAAAAAAGGUGUAAUAAAAGCCUUGGCUUUUUCUUAUUUCA